Molecule: messenger RNA, 1044 nt
Organism: Daphnia carinata
Lineage: Eukaryota; Metazoa; Arthropoda; Branchiopoda; Diplostraca; Daphniidae
Product: enhancer of split mbeta protein-like
Exons: 2
Coding region: 136-816 (226 amino acids)
Biological process (GO): regulation of transcription by RNA polymerase II; regulation of neurogenesis; anterior/posterior pattern specification
Cellular component (GO): nucleus
Molecular function (GO): RNA polymerase II cis-regulatory region sequence-specific DNA binding; DNA-binding transcription factor activity, RNA polymerase II-specific; protein dimerization activity
Source: RefSeq, a predicted model, not a curated record
GCCUUACGAGUUCGAUAUCGUUUCUUGUUGAACUUAGCUGCGUUACACGCAAUCGCCUUCAAGUGAAUCUAUUUCGUUUGUUUUCUAUUUGGGUUUUCAUUUUACCAACACAAACAACCGACCAAUCAAUUCAAAAUGGCUUCCACUGUUCUGAGCAACGUCGAAGAAGAGCAGCCCAUCUCACGGACUUACCAAUACCGCAAGGUUAUGAAGCCUAUGCUUGAACGAAAACGUCGUGCCAGGAUCAACCGGUGUCUGGACGAAUUGAAGGAGCUGAUGUCGUCUGCUUUGGCUUCGGAAGGCGAGAACUUGACCAAGUUGGAGAAGGCCGACGUUUUAGAACUGACGGUUCGCCACUUGCACAAACUGAGGGAACGUCAAGCCCUCGGAUUGAGCCCAUCUCCAGCAACGUCUCCCAGUUCGACACAAGACAAAUUCCGCGCCGGAUUCACUCACUGCGCCGCUGAAGUGUCCCGCUAUUUGGCCACAUCCACCGGUUUGGACGUGACAGUCGGCCAGAGGCUCCUCUCUCACCUCGGACGCUGCGUUCACACUCUGGAAACGUUUCCAGCUUCCGGUGCCGCCAUCCCGUCUGCUAGCUACACACCACCCAGCUCGCCGACCCAACAGCAGCAACCGGAAUUGCGCAGCAUCCAUCGUUCUUCCGUCUUGCCUCCGCUUCCAGUCAGUCCGGCUCUGUCUGACGUCAUGGACACGACGACGGGCCCUUGCGAUUAUUCCAAAUACUCGAUCCGCUCUGAUUUGUAUUCGCCAUCGGUGGCCACUGCGUCCGAGAAAGUUUGGCGGCCUUGGUAGACACGAACUCUUUUUCGAUGGUUUUCUUAAUCGAACCAACACCCCAUUGUUGUGAUACAUUUCGUUUUUUUUUUUGUUUUUUUUUUGUAUGUGUCCCCCCCCCUUUUUUUAUAACAAAAGCCCGUACAUGGAUGGAUGUGGCCAGCGAUUUCUUGUGAUAAAAUUUGUACAAAAAAAAAAAAUAACAACUAAAUAAAACAAAAGAGUUUCUUGUUUUUCUCGAAAAUG